AUGGAUGCCGAUCGCUUUGAUCCUUCGGUACCUCUAUGUAUCCUGCAUGUUGACGGCUCGGCAAAUGAGCAAGGCUGUGGAGCUGGCUUGGUGUUAACUACUCCAGAUAGAAGCAAAGUCGAAUAUGCCCUCCAAUUCAACUUUAGAACCUCUAACAACGAGGCAGAGUAUGAGGCUCUCUUUGCCGGCCUUCAGCUAGCCAGGAGCAUGAGCGACAAACAAAUCAACAUUCACAGUGACUCCCAACUCAUAGUGAAAGACUUUGCAGCGAAAGAUGCCUCCAUGUCUGCCUACUUAUCGGCAUCCCACCAACUCCUACAAAAGUUCCAGGCCUACGAGAUUUGGCAGAUCCCCAGGUCAGAGAACAGCCACGCUGAUGCACUCUCGCGUUUAGUUUCGGCAAUAAACGAUAAGAUCGGAAGGAAGGUGCCGGUGGAAAUAUUAUCCCAGCCAAGCGCGAAAACGUUGAGGUGUGUACCGUACGGUACGAGGACAUAUGGAUGUCUCCAAUUUACGCCUUCCUAA
Messenger RNA from Prunus armeniaca (apricot), 525 nucleotides. The record is from the annotation of a GenBank genome assembly. NCBI's taxonomy places the organism in Eukaryota, Viridiplantae, Streptophyta, Magnoliopsida, Rosales, Rosaceae.